AUGCGCACAAGUGCCUCGCGUCGCAGCUCGGCAGUCACUGAGUUGGCUCAAAACAUUAAAUGCGACAAGCUGCUGAGCAAACUCGAGGAGAGCGAACCGGAUCCACCCACCUCACAGGAGGAUGAGUGUGUCAUCUGCAUUAAUGCGCGCGCUACCAUGCAAACAUCGCCUUGCGGCCAUCGCGUCGUCUGUCGACGCUGCUUUGUCAAGACAAUACAGAGCGCCGUCGCUCAACGAUUGCUGCCUUUGCGCUGUGUCAUAUGUCGUGCACGUGUGAAUCGACUCACCUCUAGCUCGGGCACAUGGCGCAUACAGGAAUCGGCUAGCAGCUAUUCCAUGGGUGCCAAAAGCUGGGCUUCCGCCGGCGUUGAUGCUGGCGGUGUGCACGCCUCGGCCAGUUCCUAUUCGAUGGGCGAUGCACAUAGCGGUCACCAAGCCUUCCACCCACAUCCCGCACUACACGGACGCUAUCCACGCAGUCCGAAUGGUGGUGGUCGUGUCGCACAAUCGGAUAGCUUGUACUCGAUGAGUUCGACUGGUUCAUCGUCGUUGUCGGGCGUUUCGCAUAUGUCCGCCUACUCUAAGACGUCUUCCAUUUCGAGUGGUCUCUGCUCACCCGCCUCACCCAUAUCACCAUCAGCCAUGUCAGCGUAUACGCAAACACCGGUGCUGAAUAAUCAUUUAGCGCCACCAGGUGCCACAACCGCGCAUGGCACACUUUCACUAUCGCCUUCCGGUUCGGCGUCGGGCUCAUCCGUAUCGGGCUCGCUGUCGCCACGCGAUGACCACCAUCAUUCACAUUCACAUUCGGGUGGCUGUCCAGCAGGCUGUUCGGGUGCCAUACCACGCAAGCCGCUCAAUUCGUUGAGUAACUCAUCGUCGAGUGGUUCGAGCAUCAGCAGCUGCAGCAGUUUUCCACCAGCGACGCACACCUAUCCCGGGCGAAGGCAUACCAAGGGACGACUGACGGACCUACAAAAUCGACUGCCACCAAUAAAAGAGUUCCGCAGUCCAGCCAAAGUGCCACAUCCCUCGCCGGUGCACAUCAGCAAUCCGCGCUUUCGGUAUGCCUCUUACACCAAAUCCUCAUCAAGCGCGCAUGAAAUUGCGCCACUGCUACGCGAACCGCCUUCACCACCCAAACGACCCAUGAACAUACUAGUGGGUUCAGAGUCAACCAAUGGCUUGGGUCCACCGCCGCUUAAGGCUGGCGGGAGUGCCAAAAUUAGUCCUAUGGUAGCCAAGAACUCGCUACCGAAGAAUGCCUAUACUUUGGGCAACAAAGAUAAGAAAGGUGUUGGAAAUAGCAGCUGCAAUGUCCAGAAGGCGAAUGGAAAACUUGCCAGCGCAACACUAGUUGUUGGCAAUAAUAAGAAAGCGACACAUGAUGCUAACGGUAAUACCAUUUCAUCAGCGGCGUCUUCAACAGCGAAAUCUUCAGCGGGGACUCAAAAUAGUAACAAUAAGGCGUAUUCGGCGCCAACUUCACGCUCGAACUCUUCCAGCCGAAGUUUUCCACUGUUCUCCAACAGCAAUAGUAAUCACAAGGAGAAAUCCGACAAUAAGAAGAAUGAAACUAUGGAACGCAAAAAGAAGGAGGAAAAACUUAAACUGAAAGCGGAAAAGGAAGCGAGAAAGGUGGGUGCACGUCAACGUGACGCUACGGCUACGACACGUACUAACGGUGUUUGUAAUAAGGACGAACACAGCAGAAAUGAUAAACAAAAAAAUAUUAAAAAUGAUAAUGAUGAUGAUAAUAAUGAUGAUAAUGAUGCUCCUAACGACGAAGGUGGUCUUAGUGGCGGUGGUCGAAUUGAUGGUGGUGGUGGUGGUGGUGGUGUCGGUGGUGGGUUAUUAUGCUUGUAUGGUGGUUUGGCUGCCUGGAAAGUGAUGUCGGAGGAGAAACGUCUCGCCAAAGAAGAAGAUCGUCUGGCGAAGUUAAUUGCUAAGGAGGAAAAAAAGAAAGGUAAAAAGGAAGCCAAGGAGCUACUCAUCGCGAAUGAUGGGAACAGUAAGAAGUAAGGGGUAUGGAAAAUGGUGGCUGCUUGUAGCAGGGAACAACAGCGGAUGUGUCAUAGAAAAAGGAUCAGAUGUAUACUAAAACUUACAAAAACAAAGCCAAUUAUAUGUACAUAUAUGCUAGCAACAAAUUCACUACUAAAAGAACUAAACUAAACUACUUCGCGUAGUAGGAGUACUAAAUUACUGACCAAAUGUACUAUUGCACAGCCCAAAAGUACUAGAUCGCAUUCAUUAAGUACUAAAUGACAGACCAAAAGUACUAAAUCACAUUCAUAAAGUACUAAAUUAGGUAAAAUAAGUGCUGAAUUGCAUACAUAAAGCGUUAAGUUGCAUGCUUAAAGUACCAAAUUUAGUACUAAAAGUAUUAAAUCACGCACUAAACAUAUUUAAAAUUAGUAUGUGAGUUUACAUACCAAAAGUUCUACUUUCAAAAAUUACGAAGUGUCGUAGUAUAAGUGCUAAUUACAAAACAAAUGUACUAAAUUUUGUACUAAGAGUACUAACUCAUAUACUAAAAAUAUAAAUUCCCAUACUAAAAAUACGACUUCUUGUUCAAAAAGUACGAGACUACAUAGCAUAAGUGCUAAUUACAAACGAAAAGUAUUUAAUUUAGUACUAAAAGUACUAACUCUCAUUUUGUAGUACUAAAGUGCGUAUAUGAGAUGCGCAUUUCAUAUGCAAGGUACUAGAGCACAUUUCAAAGGUAGUGCGUUGUAGAGUAGAAGUACUAAAUUGGGUCCGAAAAGUACUAAAAGUAUUAACUCACAUACUAAAAACACCCUUCUCGCUCAAAAGGUACUAAGAUACGCAGCAGAAGUGCUAAUUAUAAGCGAAAAGUACUAAAUUUAGUACUUAAAGUAGUAACUCACAUUUAAUACUACUAAAAUGCGUACGCGAGAUGCUCAAUUUCAUAUGCAAAGUACUUUGGCAUAUUCCAAAAGUACUACGUUGUGCAGUAGUACUAAAAAUGCCAAUUCACAUUCAGAAUGUACUAAGGAAAGCAGCAGAAGUGCUAAUUACAAGCAAAAAGUACUAAAACUUAACUCUCCUACUAAAAGUAUUAAUUCACAUACUAAAAUACUAAUUCACAUUUAGAAAGUACUAAUGCACGCGGCAAAAAUACUAAUUACAAAUGAAAAGUACUAAACUUUAACUAUGUAACAGAACAAAACUGCUAAAUUGCGAUUGGUGCUAAAUGAAAUACUUAGAGUACUAAAUUUAGUACUAAAACAUUGACUCACCCCCAAAAGUAAAGUAAAAGUUCUAAAAUAUGUACUAAAAGUACUAAAUCACACACAAAAAUUACCAAAUUGCGACGUGCAAGUACUAUUUGCAAAAAAGUACUAAAAAAUUCGAUAUAAUAACCAUAAAAAUCACCUUAUAGUAAUAAAUAGAAGAAAACUUCAACAUGACUGUUCGGAAAAGGACUACAAUACAUACAAAGAGAAUUUUCUAAAUUACAACAACCAAAUUCUAAGUAACAAAGUAACUACUACUACUUAGUACUUUCUAAGACCACAAAUAUAGCAGUUAAAAUAUAAAUUUUUCAUAUAUAACUACUCUUGUAAGGACUCUCUAAAAUACACGCUCCAAUACUUAUGUAUUGUAAUUAUAGUAAACGGGCGCAAUUAUAAAAGUUGAUUAAUUUUUAAUAAUGUUUGCCAGAUUUUUUAAUUAAAAUUAACUGUACUCGUACUUUUAGGAGCAUAAAAAAUUGGAUUUUAAUUCAAGUAGUUCCUCCCGUAAAUGCCAAUUUGACUAACAGCAAACCAGCACACACAUAAAUACAUACAUUAAGUUGUAUUUAAAGUGAAAAUAUUUUUUAAAUUAAUAUAUUUUAAUUUGUUAUAACGCGUU
This is a messenger RNA of Anastrepha ludens (Mexican fruit fly), 3879 nucleotides long. RefSeq names its product collagen alpha-1(XVII) chain-like. The record is from RefSeq and is a predicted model, not a curated record. Bases 1 to 2022 code for a protein of 673 amino acids. NCBI's taxonomy places the organism in Eukaryota, Metazoa, Arthropoda, Insecta, Diptera, Tephritidae. The transcript is spliced from 5 exons.